This is a messenger RNA of Pieris macdunnoughi, 3312 nucleotides long. The record is from the annotation of a GenBank genome assembly. NCBI's taxonomy places the organism in Eukaryota, Metazoa, Arthropoda, Insecta, Lepidoptera, Pieridae.
AUGGAUAUACGACGAUCAUUAUUCAAGCUUUUACUUUUCCAAGUGUUAAUAGUCUGUUGUACGGCGAAAAACGUACCCGAAGACAUGCUGAGAGCACAAGUCGUGGGUGACGUAGAAGACAGUAUUCAGGAUGGCAUAAGAAACCUCAUACACUCCGGUAUCUACUCCCACAAACACCUGGAUACAUCAGCUGUGGAGGUGGUGACCCCGGUAAAAGUGAGCCAGGAUGGUGAGCUGGUCUCCCAUAUCCUUGAUCACUCACAUGCGCACGGGCACCCUCGCGCACGACGCGACCUUCAGGGCUUGGACCAUAACCUACCACAUGCGGUGCAUUACAACCUUACACUUGGUGGACGGCAACUGAGGCUGGACCUUAGGCCAUCAGUAGCAUUUAUCGCACCAGCGAUGAUCGUCGAGCGGCAUAGCACCCGCGAGCGCACAAGAUCGCCGCCAAACGAAUUGUCAACCUCCUGCCACUACACAGGCUCCAUACGGGGACAACCAUCCUCGAAGAUCGCUAUCUCUGCUUGCGAUGGACUUGCGGGUCAUUUGCGAACUGAACAAGGAGAAUAUUGGAUCGAACCAUCAAAUCAAAUUCCCACCGAUAUUUCUAAGGGACGACCCCAUAUUAUCUUUAAGAGAUCAGCCGUUGACAAAGUUGAAUCAUUUUAUAGAAAAAAGAGAGAAGUUGGUGGUAGAAGUUUUAGUAAUAAUGUGGGACAACAAUACGAAAAUAAGAGAUACUCUAACCCAAAACGAAGCCACAAAGAGGCUAUGGACGCACGACGAAGAGCGUACUUAGAAGAUAGACGGCGAAAAUUGGAAGCGUUGCGACGAGACCCUUUGGCGUAUAGAAGACAGCAAGCUAGAAAAGCAGAACAAAGAAGACUACAGCCCCUCUCCAAGAGCAUAUCUGCUGAAGAUAGUAUGUCAAGAGAACUUUACAAGAACAAAACCCAUAACAAACAGAGAAUUGAACAAACACCGCGAAGGAUUCGUCCAAGACGACGUAGACGAAGAUCAAAAAAUUGCGCAACCAAGCAACCUCGGUAUCAAUGGGAAACUAAAAAUCAGCGGAGUGGCAAGCACGAAGAAUCCAAAAACUCAAGAUCUGGCAAGAAACAUCAUACCACCCACCAUCAAUCACGUAAUCGAUGGGGUUUAAACCAAACCAGGCGGAAAACACGGUCUGUUAGCAAACCACGGCACGUAGAGGUUCUACUAGUAGGCGACAAUUCCAUGAGUGAAUUUCACGAGCAGGGAAGCUUGGAAACGUACCUCCUUACUAUAAUGAAUAUGGUAUCCUCUCUAUACAUGGAUCCAUCAAUCGGCAACUACAUAAAGGUCGUUGUUGUUAGAAUUACACUCUUAAAAGAACUGCACCCUACACCAGACUUGGAAGUAACAACAAACGCUGAUGCCACACUCAAUUCGUUCUGCCGUUGGCAACAUCAGACCAACCCAAAUGAUGAUAAGGACCCUCAUCACCACGAUGUUGCUAUUUUGGUGACUAGACAAGACAUAUGCAGUCAACAUGAUUCACCUUGUAGUACUCUAGGCGUGGCCCAUGUGGCGGGCAUGUGCAAGCCAGACCGGAGCUGUUCUGUCAACGAAGACAACGGCAUAAUGCUCGCUCACACCAUCACACACGAGUUGGGACAUAAUUUUGGUUUAUACCACGAUACUGAAAAAAUAGGCUGUCACCGACGUGAUGGCUCCACAUUGCACAUAAUGACACCUAUAUUCGAAGCUGACACCGUGCAAGUAGCCUGGUCAAGAUGCAGCAAACGAGAUGUUACCAACUUUUUAGACGCUGGACUAGGUGAAUGCCUAAGUGACAGACCAACAGAUGAAGAACCCUACGUGUAUCCAGAGGUCCCAGCUGGAGUCAUGUUUGAUGCUGCAUCCCAGUGCCAUUUACAAUUCGGUGCAGAGGCAGUCGUUUGUGCGAAGCCCUCGGAACUUUGUGAACAUCUGUGGUGUCUGGUGAAUAACACGUGCAAGACAAUGUUGCGACCAGCCGCACCCGGUACCCCAUGUGGAGAAAAUAUGUGGUGUCAAAAUCAAACGUGUGUGGCGAAAACACCAUCGCCUGCCCCCCGUGAUGGUGGCUGGGGCCCGUGGAGUGAAUGGAGCGAGUGUUCACGCACUUGCGGCGCAGGUGUCUCCACCCAAUACAGAGAGUGUAAUAAUCCCAAGCCAUACAAUCAUGGGAACUACUGCAUCGGUGCUCGAAGUCGGUACCAAGUGUGUAAUACAGAUCCAUGCCCGUUAAAUGAGCCCUCGUUUAGGGAGGUGCAAUGCGCGAGAUACAACAAUAUGACAUACAAUAAUGAAACCAUCUCUAAAUGGAUACCAUAUAUCGACCAAGAUAAGCCGUGCGAUCUUCAGUGCGUCCCCAGGGAUAAAAAUGAUGUGGAGAUGGUGGGUGGCUUUGUUAUUGACGGCACGCCGUGUCGCCAGUCUAUUGGAUCUAGAGACAUGUGCAUAUCUGGUGUCUGUUACAAAGUUGGUUGCGACUGGAUAGUUGAUUCUGACGUGGAAGAAGACGAGUGCGGUAUUUGUGGAGGAGAUGGGUCUGCUUGUAAGACCGUACAAGGUAUUUACAAUAAGGACACUGUAAGGCGAACUGGAUUUAGUGAGGUCGCUGUUAUACCGGCCGGAUCGAGAAAUGUAAAGAUUCAAGAGAAAGUUAGCCCUGGAAAUUUUAUUUCGAUUGCCAGUGCGAAGUCCAGUAAAAUUUACUUGAAUGGAGCUCGAAAUACUACACUGACGGAGUACUUCGUAGCGGGAGCCCCAGCGGUAUACGAGAGAGAUCGUGACUGGGAAAAAGUACGAAUAAGUGGUCCCUUGGCCGAAGAUAUUAAAGUUUAUCAACGUAUAUUCCGCGGUCGUCACCGUAAUCCCGGCGUGACCUACCAAUAUGUCGUGGAUCAGCCCAAACGAAAAUUCCAGUACCGUAUCUCUGACUGGACCGCUUGUUCCGUCACUUGUGGCGUUGGGCGCAUGCACAGGCAUUACCAAUGCUUCGAUGACCAUAAUCGACAAGUGGAUUUAUCCCAGUGCUACCACAUCGAACAGCCGCGUCAUGAGGCGCUAAUGCAGCAGUGCAGACAGACAGACUGCACGCACUGGUGGGUCGGACCUUGGAAGACAUGUCAGCCAUGUCAUAUGCCGGGUGAGGAGGCCACUAAGCAAAGAAACGUACACUGCGUGAACAAAGUAUCGAAUAACGUCGUAAGUGAUUCCGAAUGCGACCCCACAACAAAGCCGAUACAUUCAAUACGCUGUGCAGACGUGCCAGCUUGUUAA